CACACAGUUCCAGGAACUAUCAUUCUGUGUUUGCGUUUGCUUCAAGUGAGACUGAGUACUUCUGGCUGUCCUGUUGUCUAAAGAAAAGUAGAAUUUAAAAAAAGAAUCUGCUUUUUCUUGUUUGUUUGGAACCAGAGAAAAUGGGUCAGAAUGAGUCUCAAGAGAUUCUUCAACAGGAGAAAAACAAAGCUGACACCAUGUGUGAAACAUUCAGUCAUGGUGUGGGUUAUGCAGCACAGCGUCUCAAGGAGUAUCUGGGCUUUGAAGACCCUCAGAGUAAAUUAUACCCAAGUACAGACACUCUGAAUGAAAUCUUCCUGGUCAACUUCAUUGGUUACUGCUUAGAAAAAGGAGUGGAAGGUCACAUCUGUACUAGUAAAAUGAACAAGCAGCAAUCCCUCCUGCUGGGAGUUGACUGGCUCUGGACUCUCUUCGGACCCAAUCGAAACAUUCGUCUGCAACUUGCAGUGCAGACUCGCUCAGUGGCUGAGUUGCUGAAUUCAGAAGAGGGCAAAACAGAUGAGCACCUAGGUAUUAACAUUAACGAAAUUAAACAGGCUGAUGCUCUGUACAAGGACAAAGAGCGCUUUGACAAGCUACGGGGCUUCUGCUCUUUGGUUGGUUCUGACUGUGUGGGCCUUUUUAUUGUGUAUGGCAUGCCAGGCAAGCCUCGAGACAUCAGGGGGUUCCUCAUGGACAGUAUCAUACAGCAGCUGAAUGGUUAUCCAUCAAAUGGGGAGUCAGCCCUAAGAAAUUUCAUUCUGAACACCGAUACUUUUUUGUCUACCCAAGAGGUGCUAGAAAUAUGUCUGUUCAACAAGGAUAGCUUCAAGAACAUAGGCAAAAUGUUUAUUAAUUUUCUCUAAAUGAGGCGCAACUGUUAACUGUGGUUUGCAAACUUGAUCUUUGGAGGACACCGGUUAGAUCCACACUGCUUUCAUAAAACCUUAACAGAAGUAAAAUGAAAAGUACUGUUUUAUGAAGCAGCACCAUUAGUACAAUAUUUAAGGCAGCCUUAAAUGUUGUGUGGCUACAGGGAUGAGUGCAGACACUGAUCUUAGUGGAAAAUCAUGACAAAAUAUAAAUGGCUACUUGCUUAACAGCUCGCCCGUGGAGUGGCUUGGUUGCUUGUGCUGGUAGAACGUGAUAAAAAUGUAUGAAAUUCUGCUUUUCUGUCUUUAUGCAUUAUGUGGGUACAGCACCAAAUCCAGCUUUUUGUAGGACAGGAAGAAUUCUAAAUUGUAAAUUUCUCCUUACUAAGGAACCAAGUGAGACCUACAGAUUAUAUUGAAGUAAGGGGCUAGUUAAGUAUCCCACAUUUAGCAGUCUGACAGUUUAGUUUAAUGAAUUAAGGCUUUGAGCUACUAUUGAUCUUUACCCUCAUGGUUACUCGUGGGUUUGAUUAUUUCAAUUUCCUUUUGCUUAGUGUGUGACUCUGAGCAAGUUGUCUAACUAGCAGUACAGCUGGGUAACCCCUGAAAUGAGGCUGUGGUGCUUACUGGGUUUCACCUCAUUAACAAAAAAUAAAUAUCUACAAAUAAAA
Molecule: messenger RNA, 1543 nt
Organism: Protopterus annectens (West African lungfish)
Lineage: Eukaryota; Metazoa; Chordata; Ceratodontiformes; Protopteridae
Gene: REP15
Product: RAB15 effector protein
Exons: 1
Coding region: 141-866 (241 amino acids)
Biological process (GO): receptor recycling
Source: RefSeq, a predicted model, not a curated record